This is a messenger RNA of Choloepus didactylus (southern two-toed sloth), 7660 nucleotides long. It is a transcript of the gene MAP3K5, whose product is annotated as mitogen-activated protein kinase kinase kinase 5. Gene Ontology annotation, biological process: intrinsic apoptotic signaling pathway in response to oxidative stress; cellular response to stress; MAPK cascade. Gene Ontology annotation, molecular function: ATP binding; MAP kinase kinase kinase activity. The coding region runs from base 2880 to 6542 and encodes 1220 amino acids. Lineage: Eukaryota; Metazoa; Chordata; Mammalia; Pilosa; Megalonychidae. The record is from RefSeq and is a predicted model, not a curated record. The transcript has 30 exons.
GGGGCUGGAGGUGGGGGUCUGUGGAUGGGUGGCUGGAGUUCUGAGGAGUGGUAUUUGUACAGGGCUUGAGGGACAUGAGGGGACAACCACGGGAGAUCUGGGCGGAGCGGGUUCCAGGCGGACAUCCAGAGCCCAUCCCUGGGCCCUCUGCAGCCUGAGCCCUGCCGCCCUGGCUUCCCGCCACUGUCCCCCAGCCACACCUACCUCUCUGCUUUCACAACUCCGUGCCUUUGCAUUAUUUCCUCUGUUUAAAUGGCCCUUACGCAUCUUCCUCAGGUGAAAUCGCCCUUCAGAACCCAGCUGCAAUGUCAUGCACACCCACCUGGCCACCCCCUCUCCCACCCUCCUGCCUCCCCUCAUUGCUUCCUCCACGCUGCCCUGUUUCUAACACAGCCUUGUCAUCAUGGGAGAUUUGUUUGGAUUUCCAUGCCCCCUCUAGAUUGUAAGCCUUUCCCAGCAGGAACCUGAUCACCCCAGUAGUCCUGGUGCCUCAAAGCAGGCCUGGGUCAGGACAGGUGCUAAUUGAUUGUUGAAAACUUGAAUGAAUGAGGGAGAGAGGGAGGAAGAGAGAGGAAAGAAGGAACUGAGGGAAUGAACUUGAAAACCUUUCUUUGAAAGUAUGAAGCAUGCUGAGAAAAGGAUAAUAGAAUGAAAAGUGAAUUCAGAUGUAAAAUAACCCCGGAGUUACCUCCAUGAGUUUAGCCAGAUUCCACGUGCUACCCUACCAUGGUCACUGGGCAUUGGGGCUCCAUCGAGGCACAAUCAAACUGCAAGUUCACCUACAUUUCUAGGGCGGGAACCUUCCGAAAGUAGGAGUGGCUUAGCCCGGUUCUUUCAAGUCUGCGUGUUUUUGAGAUUUUCCAUGUUUGGUGGGUUAGAUUACAAGAAUGCAAACCCAAAUCUACUUUCUGUAUAACCACAUCCCUUCUUCAGCAGUCUGGUUUUGGAAAUAAUACUCCGUGCCAGAAAACAAAACCCGUAACAAUGUGCUGUCUUCUUCCUGAGCAACGCUCACAGCUUUGCCUCUAGGCUGAGGUCACAUUUUCUAAAGUUCAUAAAACAUUCCUGUCUGAUCAGCGAGUAAGGUGGGGAAGGUGGGUUAAAUAAAGCACCUGCAGGCAAUGCUGCAAGCAGACUCCUACGUUUUGGUAUUUCUGUUUUCACUGGAUAGAAGAAAGAACUAAACAGGUCUUUUUCUUUUGUGAAAAUCAGUAGUAGACUUGUAAUUGAUGUCUAACAGUCCACUCGUGUUUUUUAGUGUUUUUCUUUAAUGCCGGUCAACUCCAACUCUCUCAAAUUCCCAUGGGCUACAGUAAUGCAAUCUGAAGUCAGAUCCUCUUACUAAUCAGUGAUUAAAGCUACAGAAAGAUAUUGCUGCAAUUCCAAAAUAAACACCGAAUCUGUGUGGGAGUUUCAGGAUUACAGGCCCUCUGAUGACCUACUCAAAAGGGAAAAUGACAGAAUCAUAAGCCAAAGGAGCAGCUGAGCCCAAGGAAAGCUAAGAUCAAGAGCAGAUUUCUGCAGAGUGCUUGAAAACUAGGAGUGCUGCUGUGGAAGGACCAAGCAGUCAAAAGAACGGGAAAAAAAAGACAAAUCUCAUACAUCAGGAUUAGAAGGCAUGAGAAAAUUUAACCCAGCAGGUCCCAGAGGAGAGAAGCAAAUUCUGUUUAGUCAUCCUGACAAGCAACAUUGGCAAGUGACGUCAGAAAAAUCCAGAACUUUUAACAUCCCUGAAAUACUAAGUAAGAAGAUUAGUGGAAAGUUUUGCCUUUAGUAGUUGAUCUUUAGAAGUUGGAGAAAAUUGUGUAAACACAUGUCAUGACUACAACUUGGAACUACAUCCUUUAGAAAGAGGAAGAAAAUGAAGUGUGUGAGGAUGACAAGGUUUUGACAAGUUUAAGAACUUUUCCCCACCAAUUGAAACUGAAGAAAUUGAGAAACACAUGCACACACAUGGACAAACUUAACUUUUUAGUCUAGAUUCAGAAAUACUUUUUAAAAGCAGAACCUGCCAAAUCUAAACAAGCCACAUGAUCUUGGCAAAGAGGUAAUUUGAAAAAGUAUUUUAAUGACAAAAAUACUUAAGUACAGGAGGGUGAUCACAGCCGGCCCCAUUUGGCUUUGAGGAGAACCAGGGCCUCAUUCGUCCCUGGCAACACCUAACUGAUGAGAACAGGCAGAAGAGGAGGUGUUUACUGUCACUCAGGGGUCCAGGGGAAAUGUUCUGGAACCAUUCUGCAUUCAGUGGCUAAUAGCAAAAAGGAAGGGUAGUGGGCCGAAUUUCACCCAUCUAUGGGAUGUGGAGAGUGUGACCACAGUGCUUGCCUCUUGGUGUUUCUAUCAUGACCACUGGUUUGUGUGGUUAUACGUCUGGGCAGGAUGAAUUUGAAGAAUUUGAAGGGAGGAGCAUUAGGCAGGUUUACCAAUCCAGCUGCAAGUCCCGGGCAGCCUCAAAGCCAGCACUCGCUUCAAAACAGGUCGGAGGGUGCUCAGCCAGCGCCAGCCCCCUGCUGCCUCCUGCAUCUGCGGCCCCUGACUCCAGCGUGCUCCAUUCUGCCCCCCACCCCCCAGCCACUCAGCAAGACCCCAGAAGACAUCCACGUCGGCUGACCUGGAGCCAGAUGAAUUAGAUGUGUUCCAGCUUCAGUUCGUGUUCUGUUGGACGAGACGAAUAAACAUCACAGAUUCCAGGUUCAUGGUCAUUGCAAACUUUUGUGCUGUUGGUUGGACAUCUAAUAAGAGGUGCCCUUCGUGCUUGGCCUUUUGGAAGAUUGGGGGCCCUCUCCAGGACAUAAAGAGCAUUUCAGGUGUGGGGUCAUCUAGCUGUGGGCAUGAAAAUGGCCUUGAGACAUUGAAGUCCAGACAUCGCCGUGGUGGAGAUGAGCGACGCCUUCCGGCAGCCCUCCCUGUUCUACCACCUUGGGGUGCGAGAGAGUUUCAGCAUGGCUAACAACAUCAUCCUCUACUGUGACACCAACUCAGACUCCCUGCAGUCCCUGAAGGAAAUCAUUUGUCAGAAAAAUACUAUGUGCACCGGGAACUACAUAUUUGUCCCGUACAUGAUAACGCCACAUAACAAAGUCUACUGCUGUGAUAGCAGCUUCAUGAAGGGCUUGACAGAGCUGAUGCAACCCAAUUUUGAGCUGCUUCUUGGACCCAUCUGCUUACCUCUUGUGGAUCGUUUUAUUCAACUUCUGAAGGUGGCACAAGCAAGUUCCAGCCAGUAUUUCCGGGAAUCCAUACUCAAUGAUAUCAGGAAAGCUCGUAAUUUGUAUUCCGGUAAAGAACUGGCAACCGAAUUGGCAAGGAUUCGGCAGCGAGUUGAUAAUAUUGAAGUCUUGACAGCAGAUAUUGUCAUCAAUCUAUUAAUUUCCUACAGAGAUAUUCAGGACUACGAUUCUAUUGUGCAGCUGGUAGAGACUUUAGAGAAACUGCCAACCUUUGAUUUGGCCUCCCAUCACCAUGUGAAGUUUCAUUAUGCCUUCGCACUGAAUAGGAGAAAUCUCCCUGGAGAUAGAGAAAAAGCUCUUGAUAUUAUGAUUCCCCUGGUGCAAAGUGAAGGGCAAGUUGCUUCAGAUACAUACUGCCUAGUGGGCCGAAUCUACAAAGAUAUGUUUUUGGACUCUCAUUUCACAGACACUGAAAGUAGAGACCAUGGAGCCUAUUGGUUCAAAAAGGCAUUUGAGUCUGAGCCAACACUACAGUCAGGAAUUAAUUACGCGGUCCUCCUCCUGGCAGCUGGGCACCAGUUUGAAUCUUCCUUUGAGCUCCGGAAAGUUGGGGUGAAGCUAAGCAGCCUUCUUGGUAAAAAGGGGAACUUGGAAAAACUCCAGAGCUACUGGGAAGUUGGAUUUUUUCUAGGGGCCAGUGUCCUGGCCAAUGACCACACAAGAGUCAUUCAGGCAUCUGAAAAGCUCUUUAAGCUGAAGACCCCAGCCUGGUACCUCAAGUCUAUUGUAGAGACAAUUUUGAUAUACAAGCAUUUUGUGAAGCUCACUGCAGACCAGCCUGUGGCCAAGCAGGAGCUCGUGGACUUCUGGAUGGAUUUCCUGGUGGAGGCCACGAAGACGGAGGUCACUGUGGUCCGGUUUCCGGUAUUAAUAUUAGAACCAACCAAAAUCUAUCAGCCUUCUUAUUUGUCUAUCAACAAUGAAGUCGAGGAAAAGACGAUAUCAAUUUGGCAUGUGCUUCCUGAUGACAAGAAAGGUAUACAUGAGUGGAAUUUUAGUGCUGCUUCUAUCAGGGGAGUGAGUAUUUCUAAAUUUGAGGAACGAUGCUGCUUCCUUUAUGUACUUCAUAAUUCUGAUGAUUUCCAAAUCUAUUUCUGUACAGAACUUCAUUGCAAAAAGUUUUUUGAAAUGGUGAACACGAUCACCGAAGACAAGGGGAGAGGCACGGAGGACGGGGAGUGUGAAGGGGACUCCUUGGAGUAUGACUACGAAUAUGAUGAAAACGGUGACAGAGUCGUUUUGGGAAAAGGCACCUAUGGGGUCGUCUACGCAGGCCGUGACCUGAGCAACCAGGUCAGAAUUGCCAUUAAGGAAAUCCCUGAGAGGGAUAGCAGAUACUCCCAGCCUCUCCAUGAAGAAAUAGCAUUGCAUAAACAUCUGAAGCACAAAAAUAUUGUCCAGUAUCUGGGCUCUUUCAGUGAAAAUGGCUUCAUUAAAAUCUUCAUGGAGCAGGUCCCAGGAGGAAGUCUUUCUGCUCUCCUCCGUUCCAAAUGGGGUCCAUUAAAAGACAAUGAGCAAACAAUUGGCUUUUAUACCAAGCAAAUACUCGAAGGAUUAAAAUACCUCCACGACAAUCAGAUAGUUCACCGGGAUAUAAAGGGGGACAACGUGUUGAUUAAUACCUACAGCGGAGUUCUCAAGAUCUCUGACUUCGGGACGUCCAAGAGGCUCGCUGGCAUAAACCCAUGCACAGAAACUUUCACUGGUACCCUUCAGUACAUGGCACCAGAAAUAAUAGACAAAGGCCCCCGAGGCUACGGGAAGGCAGCUGACAUCUGGUCUCUGGGCUGCACGAUCAUCGAGAUGGCCACCGGGAAACCGCCCUUCUACGAGCUGGGAGAGCCACAGGCAGCCAUGUUCAAGGUGGGGAUGUUUAAAGUCCACCCCGAGAUCCCCGAGUCCAUGUCGGCAGAGGCCAAGGCCUUCAUCCUGAAGUGUUUUGAACCAGACCCCGUCAAGAGAGCCUGUGCCAAUGACCUGCUUCUUGAUGAAUUCUUAAAAGUUUCCAGCAAAAAGAAAAAGACGCAGCCUAAGCUUUCAGCUCUCUCAGCUGGAUCAAACGCAGAGUACCUCCGCAGCAUCUCCCUGCCGGUGCCCGUCGUGGUGGAGGACACGAGCAGCAGCAGCGAGUACGGCUCCGUCUCGCCCGACACCGAGCUCAAGGCGGACCCGUUCUCUUUCAAGAUGAGACCCAAAUCCUGCUGCGAGAAAGACAUCAAAGGAAUGCGCACUCUCUUCUUGGGCAUCCCAGAUGAAAACUUCGAGGAUCACAGCGCCCCACCCUCCCCCGAAGAAAAGGAUUCCGGCUUCUUUCUGCUGAGAAAGGACAGCGAGCGGCGAGCCACUCUCCACAGGAUCCUAACAGAAGACCAAGACAAGGUCGUGAGAAACCUGAUGGAAUCUCUGGCUCAGGGGGCUGAAGAACCUAAACUCAAAUGGGAACACAUCACCACCCUCAUCGCCAGCCUCCGCGAAUUUGUGAGAUCCACGGACCGGAAGAUCAUAGCCACCACGCUGUCCAAGCUGAAGCUGGAGCUGGACUUCGACAGCCACGGCAUCAAUCAAGUCCAGGUGGUCCUCUUUGGCUUUCAGGAUGCUGUCAAUAAAGUCCUUCGGAAUCACAACAUCAAGCCACACUGGAUGUUUGCAUUAGACAGUAUCAUCCGGAAGGCGGUGCAGACGGCUAUCACCAUUCUGGUUCCAGAGCUGAGGCCACAUUUUAGCCUUGCAUCUGAGAGUGAUGCUGCAGACCAAGAGGACUUGGAUGUAGAAGACGACCACAAGGAUCAACCUUCAAACCAGACCAUCCAAAGACCCCACGUCGUCGUCGAAGAUGCUGUGGCCACAUCGGGGGUGAGCACACUCAGUUCUACUGUAUCCCAUGAUUCCCAGACUGCUCACCGAUCGCUGAAUGUACAGCUUGGACGGAUGAAAAUAGAAACGAAUAGACUACUGGAAGAAUUGGUUCGGAAAGAGAAAGAAUUACAAGCGCUCCUUCAUCAAGCUAUUGAAGAAAAAGACCAAGAAAUCAAGCACCUGAAGCUUAAAACCCAACCAAUAGAUAUUCCUGUAUUACCUGUGAGUCACCUAAGUUCUCCGGGCUCAAAUACUGAAGAUUCUGAACUUACGGACUGGCUGAAAGAAAACGGAGCUGACGAAGACACUAUAAGCCGGUUUCUGGCUGAGGAUUAUACACUAGUGGAUGUUCUCUACUAUGUUACACGCGAUGAUUUAAAAUGCCUGCGGCUAAGGGGAGGGAUGCUGUGCUCACUGUGGAAGGCCAUCACCGACUUCCGGGACAAACGGUUCUGACUGUUUCCAGUCUUCGGUGGGGAUUCUCCAAAUCAACACGGAACUUCUUGCGGGACGGAGAAUCAAAGGGAAGGGAGAGAGAUGCUGCACUUUAAAUCCAGUAUUUGUUUACUUAUGUUAACAAAAACAGACAAAACACACUGAAACUUCCUAACUGCUUUUAUUUCUGUAAUUCAUAAGAAUGUUUAGGAUCAUUUCAGUCUAUACAUUUUGUACUUGGAAAUAUUUUUAAUUCAGCAGCUAUUGCACUUCAGCCACAUGUUUAUUUCACCCGAAAUGGAUGUAACGUUUCAUAUGAUUGUGCAUCACUGGAACAAAACCAGGUGACCAUGACGUCUUAGAUGUUAUUGUUUGUCAUAGGCCCUAAUAAUCUGAGUAGAAAUGCAGAUUUUCAAUUAUUGUAUAAAGCUGGGUUUUUGUUUUUUGUUUUUUGUGUUUUUUUUUAAGUGUGCAGAAUCCAAGACCAGUGGAUUUUACUUACUUAUCUGUAUUAAUUAAUUGUAAUAUUGACUGUAUUUGUAACUUAAGUUUCUGGUCCAUAGUAUGUUUGUUUGAGUCAUUUAUGUACUACUGAACUGUACCAGUUGCACAUGCCUGAAUCAUAGUAAUGUUAGCUUGUUCUAAAGCUAUCCCAUUGUGUCGAUUUACUCUAAAAAGUAAAAAGACUCUCAACACACUGUUUUGAUAAAUCCUAAAGAAUUCCUAUUUUGUUCUGUCCAAGUAGAUGAGCUACUGUUUCAAAUUGCUAGUCGAUUUUUCAGCUGUGACAUUAAAUAGAAUCUGUCUUCUAUUUGAGAAAUCUAAGAACAACUGAUAUCCAGAUUGUUCCUCAGGGCAACAGAGAUGUAAGAGAGGAUGAAGAAAAGAAAAGAAUAAACGAAAGUCGCAUAUUUUCCUCAAGGCCCCGAGUUAUCUUGAAUGACUCUUGCGUAUCUUAAAGAGUCUGCAGACCACCUCCUAAUGAAGCACACUGCAUUUUCUAUCCCAUUGCUUUUAAUUCUCAUAUUUGGGGGUGAUUUUUAACAUUUUAAGAUAAAUGUAUUUUUAUGAGCCUGCCCAUAUAAAUAAUGAAAUCUGAAGCUGCUAGAUGGAUGAAUAAAAUGAAUGAAUUCCUUGAA